Styela clava is the source of this 3064-nucleotide messenger RNA. RefSeq lists its product as uncharacterized. Lineage: Eukaryota; Metazoa; Chordata; Ascidiacea; Stolidobranchia; Styelidae. The record is from RefSeq and is a predicted model, not a curated record.
GGACUAGCUCCGAGUUAGCGAUGCUCACCGCCAUUGCCAAUUAUGUGCAGUAAUUUUGAACUGGUACAAAUCCAUAUGUGAUAGCAGUGAGUACCAAGCACUCUCGAGAUACAAAUUCCGUGAAUGCUAGCAGGUAGAAAAUAUGUAGGAUAUAGAAUAUCUUUAUAAAGUUAUCUAAAUAGAGGGUUGUAUUCAUUUUGGUUUUUCGGAAUUAAUCAUUAUGAACGUUCGGGAUGGCCUGCUAUGAUUGAAGGUUACAAAUAGGGCUCUAUAACCUCGAUGUGAGUGACGUUUCAGUGGGCAAUCUUCGAUCGUGUAGUGCAUUCCGUCACGCGACUUUCAAAACUCAUAAUAGAUUAUAUUGUUUAUGUAAUAACUAAGCCUUUCUGUUUCCAGUUAUAUUAUACGUUUUGUUUACAACUAAGUCUUUCACAAUGAAGUUGAUUCAUCUUCUGUUGGUUUUAACGCUCGUAGUCGCUUCGCUUGAGAUCUCGGAGUGUCGAUUGAAUAGAAAAUCCUCCGAACGUGCGAGGUCAAAGAGCGAAAGGAGAAAGCUGAGAAAUCAAGGGCGACUUAGGGGAAAGAAGCGCAACCGUGAACAUGAAGUCACAACUUCAUCAUUAGCAACUACUACCGACGAUUCACCUCUGCUUGUUGAAGAUUUACAAAACAUGAAGAGCAAAUAUAUUGAGGAAUUUUUAGAUCGACGUACUUCGUUGCUAGGCGGACAAAGUCUUUUUGACAACUUGCCAAGUCUCAGAAAUAGCAACACAACAAAUCAUUAUACCGAGGCUUUGUUGAGCGCGUUUGUUAUUCCAAUUCCCGUGCAAAAUAAAACCGAGAUCAUGUCUAGCGUAUCGACCGCUUCUGAGCUGCAUUUGAAAGGAAAAUUUGGAUUUCAUUCUCCCCACAGUAACGUAUUUGGCCGAAUAAUUCAUGUAUCUGAUGCUGGUUUCAAUGGUUCUCAUUUUGGAUGCAGUGGCAAAAUUACUAACGAGGAAGAAGUUGCGAACGUCGGAGGUCCGUGGAUUGCCUUAAUUGCUCGGGGUAAAUGCAAGUUUUUUUUCAAGAUCAAGUUGGCGGAAAAAUAUGGCGCGAGCGCUGUUAUUGUUUACGACACGGUACCUCGGAGAAUUGUGGAAGUAAUGCGUACUAUCGGUACAAAAAUCAUGUCCCUGAUGGUGAACGCCGUUGAUGGCGGAGCACUGGUACGGAAAAUUGAACAAGGUAACAAAAUAAAUGUCAACAUAAGUGUCGGCGCAAUAAACAUCGAAGCAUCGGACUUGAUACCGAAGGUUGCAGAAUACAGCUACACAGAGGCUAUUGUCGAUUUUCGUCUCGAUUCAAGUAAUCCUGUCGAAGUUGGUAAAUCUCCAUUUCAAAGAACGACUGCUAGAUAUGGUCGGUAUUCACCACGUAUUGCAUUUUCUGGGCGUCUGGUCCAUGUCAUAGACGUGGGAACUGAAAACUCUCAUUUCGGCUGCACGGGAGCAUUUUCGAAUGAGGAAGAAAUCAAAUCGACGAGUGGUCAAUGGAUCGCAUUGAUUGAAGCUGGAAAGUGCAACACUGUUGUGAAAAUAAAACUUGCCGAAAAGUAUUCGGCUAAAGCCGUUAUUAUUUAUGAUGAAGAUUUCAAAGACGAGCCAACCGUGAUGAACACUAUAGGCACAAAAAUUUCAGCUCUGACUAUAACACGUCAAGAUGGGAAAAUGGCGGCACAACUAUUACGCAAUGGUCAAAUCUCACAUUUGAACGUGACCAUUGGAGCAACCAUAUUAGGAGUAUCUUCGAAAGGCUAUUCUCUCAAUUGUACUAUUUAUAACUCGCUAUUUGUAUAUAUUUUCUCUCUUUUAAUUUGCUGUGUAACACAUUUCCAUUCGCACUGAUGAGCUUUUGCAGCCUUUGACUUUCCACUACUUGAUUAUUCAUUUGAAUACUGUUGACGGAGUCCUGGCGUGAAAUUUGCUCACUUUUCUAUGCAUUUGUUUAGUUGAGAUAGAUUGCAGUUUAAAAGGACUAAAAGUCACUGGCAUAUUUUGUUCAAAUGUACUUUGUAUCUCCCUUUUUCACGAAAAUGUUUGCAAUAUUUGUUCCUGUUGAUUCGCAAUGAAUUGAUUCAUUCUAUGAAAUUGUUUCGGAUCGUCUCAUUCUCUUCCAUCAUUCCUCCGCUUGUGAAUACAUGGCCCUAGUGCAACACGUAGGCUAAUUGAUUUGUCACUCACUUCAUAAUUCUUCACACCGUCCAUAUCUUGAUAGUUUGGAAACGGACAGCAUUUUCAUCUUUUGUUUUAGAAUUGAGUUUUGCAGCAGAUGUUUUAGCCUAACUCUCAUUCAUUUUUGGAUCAACUUUAUCAUCUAUUUUGCUACUAUAUUGUUUAAGUUUCGAAAAACUGUUAUAAUGUUUUAUAUUGUUAUUAUUAUUUAUAUUGUAUGAUAUCCUAGAUUUCCUAUAUUUUUAAACACCAACUAAACGAAUGGUUAAUGAAUUAUUAUCUAUCUGAAUUUCGGUUAUAUAGCAAACAUUUUUGGCUGUUACUUUUGUAUGCAUUUAACCUCAUUCUCGUAGAAUUCAGUUUUUAACCCUAAUUAGAAUCGUUGAGAUAGCAUAUUUGUAUCUAAAUACAGUAUUUUUAUAUUUGCAACCAGGUGUUGAUUUUCAAAUGCACUUGUUAUAUUCACUGAUUUUAAAUUACCAUUGACAAAAUACAUUCCUUUCUCUUUUCACUCAAAAAUGAAUAUUUUGACGAAGCAGCAUAAUUUUUUCUUAGUGUGCUUUGAAAACGGCGCAUUGUAUUUUUACAAUCCACAUUUUACUUUGCCCAGAUACUUCUGAUACAUCAUGCCUAUUCACAAAUUGUGUUGAGUUCAUUAUCAGCACUUAAAUGUAACUUACAUUUAUAAAAAUUUUAAUGCAGAUGUUUUUCACUCACGUUUCUGUACAGCACUCAAAAAUGCACGUUUUAUUUCCUCGUUGUUGCGUAUUUAUUAUAUUUAACGAUGCUGUCUUAAAAUUAAACAGCUAUCUGAAGCAAUUGAUAUCAUUAAAGAUAACAGACUGGAAGUA